AUGCACAACAUAACGGUUCUCUUGGUCUCACUAUACUCCCCUCCGACAGCUAAUAUAGAUACAACUAUCCAGCGAAUGCAGCAACUACUUCAGCGGUACAGGUCCCAUAACAUCUUAUGUGCUGGGGAUUUCAACGCCCACAGUUCCACAUGGGGAUAUGCCAGCACUGAUCCUAAAGGCCGGAUGCUAGAAGAUUUCUUUUCUAGUCAAAAUAUGAGCGUACUUAAUCAUCAUGAUGCUGCACCCACCUUCGAUCGCGUCCACUCACAGGGAUGGCCCGACCUUACAGUAGCAACAUUGCAAAUUGCGCAAAAGAUUCAGGAUUGGACGGUCGUGGAAGGCUUAAGCCUUUCAGACCACAAUUAUAUUAGAUUUUCUAUCGCCAGUGAGACAGCCACCUCGAUAAUCAAGAGGUAUAACUUGCCAGGUAAUAAAGUAAGGACAUUUGCUGCAGCCAUUAAAUCCCAACUUGCCCACUUCGCAGAGUUGAUCGAACAAGCAACUACCACCGAAGCCUUACAAGUUAUCACGAGUGACAUAAUGUCCACCAUAAGAACAGUUUGUAAUGAAUUGUUGCCAACCAGAACAACCAAAAAGAUCUCUAAUCUAAACUGGUGGAGCAGUCAUCUCAGAGAACAACAGCAGAAAUUUCGCGCCCUUAGACGCCGUCUUAAGCAGGAGCGGCGUCACAAUAUUUCUUCUAACACGCUCAUCACCUUUCAACAGGAAAGAGCAAAAAUAUAA
Stegodyphus dumicola is the source of this 744-nucleotide messenger RNA. RefSeq lists its product as uncharacterized. Lineage: Eukaryota; Metazoa; Arthropoda; Arachnida; Araneae; Eresidae. The record is from RefSeq and is a predicted model, not a curated record.